AUGGGCGGGGAGUCGGCCGCGCUGCCAUGGCGGCCCGCGAGGGUGGCCCGCGCCGGGUUCCGGCCGGAGCUCCGAGUCGGGCGUCCUGACGCGGCCGGCCGGCGGGCUUCCCGCGGCCGUGGCCGCCAUGUACCCGCCGCCGCCGCCCGCGCCGCCCCGCGACUUCAUCUCGGUGACGUUGAGCCUCGGCGACCGCUACGACAACAGCAAGGGCUGGCGGCGACGCUCGUGCUGGCGGAAAUGGAAGCAGCUGUCGCGGUUGCAGCGCAACCUGACCCUGUUCCUCGCGGCGAUCCUGGUGGUCUUCGGGCUCCUGGCGUACCUGAACUUGGCCGAGCAGUGGCGAGCCUUGCAGGCCGCCGAGCAGCUGAGACCAGCCCACGCACCUGUGCUGCCGCCCCCCCAGAAGGCCAACGCCGACUUGCCCUCACCCCAGAAGCCCCACCAGGACCCACAUCACCUGCAGAUCGGAGCCCCUGAAGGCGGGCAGGAGCGGGAAGGGGCCCUCGUCAGCGCUGAUGUCCACAGCGUGCCCAGGACAGUCAUCAGCUGGCGGGGCGCAGUCAUUGAACCUGAGCAGGGCACAGAGCUCCCCUCGAGGGCGGCAGGGGCCCCCAGCAAGCCCCCCACGCCACGGCCUGUGGUCCAGGACACAGCACCCAGCGAGCGCCAGAAGGGUGUCAUCGCCGCCUUCCUGCACGCCUGGAAGGGUUACCGCCGCUUCGCCUGGGGCCACGAUGAGCUCAAGCCGGUGUCCAGGUCCUUCAGCGAGUGGUUCGGUCUCGGCCUCACCCUCAUCGACGCCCUGGACACCAUGUGGAUCUUGGGUCUCAAGUCAGAGUUCCAGGAGGCCCGGAACUGGGUGGCAGAGAAGUUGACCUUUGAGAAGGACGUGGAAGUGAACCUGUUUGAGAGCACGAUCCGCAUCCUUGGGGGGCUCCUGAGCGCCUACCACCUGUCGGGGGACCGCAUCUUCCUGAGCAAAGCGGAGGACUUCGGCCAGCGCCUGCUGCCCGCCUUCAGGACGCCCUCCAGGAUCCCCUACUCUGAUGUGAACAUUGGCACUGGGAUGGCCCGCCCCCCCCGCUGGACCUCCGACAGCACGGUGGCCGAGGUGACCAGCAUCCAGCUCGAAUUCCGGGAGCUGUCGCGUCUCACGGGAGUGCAGACAUUCCGGGAGGCGGCUGAAGCGGUGAGCAGGCACAUCCAUUUGCUGGCCGGGAAGAAGGACGGCCUGGUGCCUAUGUUCAUCAACACACACAGCGGCCUCUUUACACACCCCAACGUGUUCACACUGGGUGCCCGGGCCGACAGCUACUACGAGUACCUGCUCAAGCAGUGGAUCCAGGGCGGCAAGAAGGAGACACAGUUGCUGGAGGACUACCUGACGGCCAUCCAGGGCGUGAAGAAGCACCUGCUACGGCGCUCUGAGCCCAGCAAGCUCACCUUUGUGGGGGAGCUGGCCCACGGCCACUUCAGCGCCAAGAUGGACCACCUGGUGUGCUUCCUGCCAGGGACGCUGGCCCUGGGCGUCCACCACGGCCUGCCGGCCGAGCACAUGGAGCUGGCCCUGCUGCUCAUGGAGACGUGCUACCAGAUGAACCGGCAGAUGCAGACCGGGCUGAGCCCCGAGAUCGCACACUUCAACCUCUACCCCAAGGCGGGCUACCAGGACGUGCAGGUCAAGCCAUCAGACAGGCACAACCUGCUGAGGCCAGAAACCGUGGAGAGCCUGUUCUACCUGUACCGCAUCACACGUGACCGCAAGUACCAGGACUGGGGCUGGGAGAUCCUCCAGAGCUUCAACAAGCACACGCGGGUCCCCUCGGGUGGCUAUUCGUCCAUCAACAAUGUGCAGGACGCACAGCGGCCGCAGCCCCGGGACAAGAUGGAGAGUUUCUUCCUGGGCGAGACGCUGAAAUACCUGUACCUGCUGUUCUCCGAGGACGCCGGCCUGCUCAGCCUCGACACCCACGUGUUCAAUACCGAGGCCCACCCUCUGCCAAUCUGGUCCUCUGCCUAGGUGCACUGGCUGGGCCGC
Molecule: messenger RNA, 2041 nt
Organism: Ochotona princeps (American pika)
Lineage: Eukaryota; Metazoa; Chordata; Mammalia; Lagomorpha; Ochotonidae
Gene: MAN1B1
Product: mannosidase alpha class 1B member 1
Exons: 13
Coding region: 128-2023 (631 amino acids)
Biological process (GO): N-glycan processing; carbohydrate metabolic process
Cellular component (GO): membrane; endoplasmic reticulum
Molecular function (GO): calcium ion binding; mannosyl-oligosaccharide 1,2-alpha-mannosidase activity
Source: RefSeq, a predicted model, not a curated record